AUGAUUGUAAAAACGCAAUAUUUGGAGAUCCAAUCGAAACUGCCAAAGUAUUUUUUACUAAAAAAUAAUUUAAUAAAAAUACGCCUCUUAAAGGUUUGUGCCCCUUCAUUAAUAUAUAAUCUACAAAAUAAUUUGUAUUAUGUGGCUUUAUCCAAUUUGGAAUCCACAACAUUUUGUGUCAUUUAUCAAUUAAAAAUUUUAACAACAGCAAUUAUGUUGAGAAUAUUGCUUGGGAAACUAAUUUCUAGAAUACAAUGGAUUGCUCUUUUAAUUCUUGUAUUAGGAGUUGCUAUAGUUCAAAGUCAGUAUGAGCCUCCAGCAAGUCAAUCCAGUAAAGAACAAAGCUUCUUUGUUGGAAUGUUAUCCGUUCUUACUAUGUGUAUCUCAUCUGCAUUUGCAGGUAAAUUUGGUAGAAAAUUUAUGCUUAAAAAGUCCGCACGUACAAUUGCAUUGCUUUUUCCCGUUUUAUAA
Messenger RNA from Meloidogyne enterolobii, 471 nucleotides. The record is from the annotation of a GenBank genome assembly. NCBI's taxonomy places the organism in Eukaryota, Metazoa, Nematoda, Chromadorea, Rhabditida, Meloidogynidae.